GGAGCCAGGAAGCCAAUGGCCGGGAUUUACCCUCCCGGAUCCAAAAUGGCGGCGCCGGAGCCUGGCCGCGGGGCCUCCGGAGGGAGGAGGUGAAGCGGCCUCGGCCCGCGGCUCCGGGACCUGCCGCCCCUGCUCGUCCCCCCGGAGCCGGCCGGGGCCCGGCCCCAGCCUCAGCCAUGGCCGCUGAGAGCAGCAAGCAGUUCUGGAAGCGGAGCGCUAAGCUGCCGGGGAGUAUUCAACCUGUCUACGGAGCCCAGCAUCCUCCUCUGGAUCCCCGGCUCACCAAAACCUUCAUUAAGGAACGUUCCAAGGGCAAUACGCUGCCCCUGAAGAAUAAGAAGGCCUCUAGCUUUCACGAGUUUGCACGCAACACCAGUGAUGCCUGGGACAUCGGCGAUGAUGAAGACGAAGACUUCUCCUCCUCUUUCCAAACCCUGAACUCUAAAGUGGCCAAGGCCACAGCAGCCCAGGUGCUGGAGAACCACAGCAAGCUGCGCGUGAAACCUGAGCGGGCCCAGUCUGCUCUCAGUGAGACGCCAACCAACUGCAAGGUCAUCAAGUCCAGCAGCGAGGCCCAGCUGUCCAGAUCACCUGAGGAUGCCUGCGUGCGGAACGCCCUGCACAAACAGCAGUCCCUCCCACUCAGACCCAUCAUUCCACUCGUCGCCCGCAUCUCCGACCAGAACGCAUCGGGGGCUCCCCCAAUGACCGUGCGGGAGAAAACGCGCCUGGAGAAGUUCCGGCAGCUCCUUUCCAGUCACAACACAGACCUGGAUGAGCUGAGGAAAUGCAGCUGGCCUGGCGUGCCCAGAGAGGUCCGGCCCGUGACGUGGCGACUCCUGUCGGGCUAUCUCCCUGCGAACAAGGAGCGGAGGAAGCUGACCUUACAGCGCAAGCGGGAGGAAUAUUUUGGCUUCAUCGAGCAGUAUUACGAUUCCAGGAAUGAAGAGCAUCAUCAGGACACCUACCGGCAGAUCCACAUCGACAUUCCCAGGACAAACCCUCUCAUCCCGCUCUUCCAGCAGCCGCUAGUCCAGGAGAUCUUUGAAAGAAUCCUGUUUAUCUGGGCCAUCCGACACCCAGCCAGUGGCUACGUCCAGGGGAUUAAUGACCUGGUCACUCCAUUCUUUGUCGUGUUCCUCUCCGAACAUGUUGAAGAGGAUGUGGAGAACUUUGACGUGACGACCCUGUCUCAGGAUGUGUUGCGGAGCAUCGAAGCCGACAGCUUCUGGUGUAUGAGCAAACUACUGGAUGGCAUACAGGAUAACUACACCUUUGCACAGCCAGGGAUCCAGAAGAAGGUCAAAGCACUGGAGGAGCUAGUCAGCCGGAUCGAUGAGCAGGUACACAAUCACUUUAGGAAGUAUGAGGUCGAAUACCUGCAGUUUGCCUUUCGCUGGAUGAACAAUCUGCUGAUGAGGGAGCUCCCCCUGCGCUGCACCAUCCGCCUGUGGGACACCUACCAGUCGGAGCCGGAAGGAUUCUCCCAUUUCCACCUGUACGUCUGUGCCGCCUUCCUGAUCAAGUGGCGGAAAGAGAUCUUGGAUGAGGAGGACUUCCAGGGUCUUCUAAUGUUGUUACAAAACCUACCCACAAUACACUGGGGCAACGAAGAGAUUGGACUCCUCCUUGCUGAAGCCUACAGACUCAAGUACAUGUUUGCAGAUGCCCCCAAUCACUAUCGCCGAUAGGUGCCAGGACUCGGUCUCCCCACCCCGGCCUGAUCUAAUCACUGUGGCAUUUCAUCCUCGAAGUCCUCGGACACGCUGGCCAGGAGCCACUCCUAGCUGUACAAAGCUCACAUCGACUUUUGUCUUAACUCUUAUGUGUGCCUGCCUGCCACUCCAUGUGUGGAUGUGCCACUCAAACGACCAUCAGUAUUCCAUGCCGUUCUGGUGGCCCGAGUCUGGGGGGAAAGGAGGCAGAGAGUGGCAGCUUCUGUGGCUUUAAGUAUAAACUGAGCCAAGGAUUGAGCCUCUGGAUGUCCCCGCAGGCCUGGCCUGGCUGUCACCAGCCAUCUUAGCCUUGCUGCCUCUUGUUAACCCAUCCAGGCACAGACGCGCGCACACACUCCCAGCUGGGUCCAUUUUCCCUUCAGACACAGUUUGAUCCAACUCCCAGACGAAAAUGCCUUACCAGAGACCUGCCCGGGUGGAACCCUUUCUGAGGGCGGCAGUGCUGUAGGAUGCAAAAAGCUCUCAGGGCCUAGCUUCACUCCAAGUGUCUGAAGAAACGCAGCACUUCAAAGGUAACAGGAGAUAUGCUCGCGCCCUCUCUCUCUUCCUCUCAUGCAGCACAUGGGUGCACACAUGUUGUGGGGGGUGCACGUGUGUGAGGGAGGCUGGCCCAUCCAUGCACUGUCCUGAGUGACACAUGUCCACUGGACAAGACUCCUCCUGUGACUGAUCUGACCUGCUGUGCGCACAGCCCCCCACCCCACCCCCCAGCAGGGCUGGCACGGGGGGAGCCGUGCCUCUUGAAAUCCUCUUUCCAUGACGACACUCCUCUUCCUCCAAGGCAUAUGUGUAUAUUGUGGUCUUGUGUAUAUGGGUAAGAGAUGUACAAUAUACGUCUUCUGUUUGUAGCA
Molecule: messenger RNA, 2587 nt
Organism: Malaclemys terrapin pileata
Lineage: Eukaryota; Metazoa; Chordata; Testudines; Emydidae
Gene: TBC1D22B
Product: TBC1 domain family member 22B
Exons: 13
Coding region: 177-1691 (504 amino acids)
Biological process (GO): activation of GTPase activity
Molecular function (GO): GTPase activator activity
Source: RefSeq, a predicted model, not a curated record